ACCCGUCCGGUUCAUCCUUACCCUUUGUUCUCCAUCUCACACUUGCAGAUAAGCUGGUUCCUCUUGCGGAGAAGGGAGGUGGAUAGUUGCCCAUGGCCGGGUUGCAAAGGUCGGCGACGACCUUCAGAAGGUCGGGCUCCUCCGGCCUGGUCUGGGACGAGCGUUUCCUCACCGAGGCCGACGCGGAGGCAAAGGCUGCCGAUGGCGCCACGGAGGAGCCCCAGCCGGAGCUGCGGCACUCCCGGAGCGUCGGGAGCAUCGGCAUGCUGCGGCGCGGCGGUGCCGGCGACGGUGACGACAAGAAGGCGAAGGAGAAGAAGAAGCAGCAGAAGCAGGGGCACAAGGAGGAAUCGCGCAGCAACCAGCAGGUGUUCCGGACCAAGGACGUGGCCCCGGACGUCGACCCGCCAUCGCCACGAGUGUCCGGCUGCAUCCUCUGCACCAUCUUCGGCGGCUCCAGCUCCGGUUCCGGCACGGCGCGCCGCCGGCCCAACAAGCCCAGGAAGAAGUGACAGCCCCGCAGCACGUACGUAACGCUGCUGGUGCAGCUGUUAGUUUUUUUCCCACUGUAAAGUUUGAGCCAUGGAUGUGAGCGCACAUGUUUAUACUAGAGUCACAGUCAGAUGAGCUUUGGUACUCGAUACACACCGUUUCAGUCA
Panicum virgatum (switchgrass) is the source of this 659-nucleotide messenger RNA. RefSeq lists its product as uncharacterized. The coding region runs from base 93 to 512 and encodes 139 amino acids. The record is from RefSeq and is a predicted model, not a curated record. NCBI's taxonomy places the organism in Eukaryota, Viridiplantae, Streptophyta, Magnoliopsida, Poales, Poaceae. The transcript has a single exon.